GUUUAGAACGGCCCCUAGCGUCAGCCAUGAACUGAUUCACCCUAUCUUUCCCACAUCUUGCAGCACAGUGCUUGGUAGCGUUUUACAGGAGGGCGUUUGGUCUGAGACAGCAGGCACUUCUAAAUCGGCGGUUAUUGUAUUUCUGUCAUAUUGGACGGAUUGUGUCGGUUUCGUGUCUGAAGCGGCUAAAGUGGCGAAUUUUUCUUGCGCUACAGUAUUUCAAGUGAGGGCCUGUCACUGAGAAGUGGGUGUCUGCUGACUGGUGUUGAGACAGCGGCGAGUGCAGCAGUGUGUGUCCCCGAUGGCUGGGUGGAAGGACGGCUCGGUGCAGGAGAAGUAUCGGCUGGUUGUGGUUGGAGGUGGUGGUGUCGGGAAAUCUGCACUAACUAUCCAAUUCAUUCAGUCGUACUUCGUCACAGACUAUGACCCCACGAUUGAAGACUCGUACACCAAGCAGUGCGUGAUUGACGAGAGGCCGGCUCGACUGGACAUCCUGGACACAGCCGGGCAGGAAGAGUUCGGGGCCAUGAGGGAGCAGUACAUGAGGACAGGAGAGGGCUUCCUGCUGGUCUUCUCUGUGACAGACAGGGGAAGCUUUGAAGAAAUCUACAAGUUCCAAAGACAGAUUCUCAGAGUGAAGGAUCGGGAUGAAUUUCCCAUGAUCCUUGUGGGUAACAAGGCUGACCUGGAACUCCAGAGGCAGGUGACCCAGGAGGAGGGCCAGCAGCUCGCCCGGCAGCUGAAGGUUACGUACAUGGAGGCCUCAGCGAAGAUCCGCAUGAAUGUAGACCAAGCUUUCCACGAGCUGGUCAGAGUAAUAAGGAAGUUCCAGGAGCAGGAGUGUCCGCCCUCGCCAGAGCCCACGCGCAAAGAGAAGGACAAGAGCGGCUGUCAUUGUGUCAUCGUCUGAGUGGCACACGAGGCCGCCAGUCAUCCAGCUGCUGUCACCAGUCCCCCCACCCCCCCUGCCUUCUGACAUCACAUCCUGUUGUGGAUGACCGCUGCCUUUCUACAUGUGCAUGACUUAAGACAGCAGUCCCUGUGCUAGCCUUAUCAGGGCGGGGGGCCCUUACCGGGCACCCUCCCCCCCAGGACUUCACUACUAGAAGAACCAAACUGACAAUAAAACAACAAAACAACACAAAAACAAAACAAACACAAACAACAACAAAAAUCUUAUUGAACUCACCGCUCACCUUCAACUAGUGUUAUAGAAAGCAUCAUAAUGACAACAAAAGACAAGAAACCAUACAGCUUUCAGUGUGAAUAUGUCCCAACACUAAAACAUUGCUUCUUAAAUUUGCUUAACGAUUCCAUUAUUUUUAUGUCGUAUCUCAAAGGACUUAUCUUGCCUUGUAGUCACAUUUGUACUUUUUCCGAAAUGGAAUCACAGAAAAUAUCAAUAUGUGUAUUAGAAUGUUAAUGAUAAACAAGCGAUGUGUUUUGCGGGCGGUGUAGAAUGAGGUGAUCUUGUGACGCUUUGUUUUGCGUGUGUGUGUGUGUGUGUGUGUGUGUGUGUGUGUGUGUGUGUGUGUCGUGCCAUAUGCCUUUUAAUUUCUACUCCAUGUGCUGAUCAGCUACUGUACAGAAAUGAAAUGCGUGUGAGUUGAGAACACAUUUUUAAAACCUGACGAUUAAAUCUUCUAAGUGCUGAGUGCAAGGUUGAUGAACUUGGUCCUGACCCAUGUAAUAACGUAGACAUAUAUACCAGUGUGUUUGUAUAUAGGCAGCCAACAUGAACACUGGGAUUUCGUGUAUCGGUCAUUUUCCUACGGCUGUGCUGCGAAUGUUUUAGAGGCCAACAUCCAGUAGAUUUGAUGUCUGUUACCUGAAAGGCUCAAAGACUAGUCCUUACUCGUCUGCUUUUUUUUUCAUCUCAAAUGAAGAUUUCAGAACCAUGUGUAGCCGGAUAGGUCAGCUCUUCUCCCUCCUUGCUCAGCCAUUGCCUUCACAGACUAUCGCACGCUCAGGUUGGUUGGUAAAACAUUUCCUCACUUGGUGAAGACGAGUGUGUAAGAGGUCGGGUCUGGUGGUGUUUGAGGGGACAACCAACGUUUGUGGUUUUACAGAUCUGGUUUGGGAAAAUGUUCACACCCUCUCUUGCCUUACAUAUGGAACUGAUUUCCACAUUGAUAGUAUUCUGUUGACUCUUUAUGUUUUUCCUCAUUCAUCAGUUUCUUUAGUUGAAGUAAUGUAUGGACUCAGUGACAGUGAGAAGGUAGAACUGAUCAAUCAUUUACAUGUUAUUAGCCACAGCUGUUACAGCUUUUGUGAACACCUCUGUAAGUGAAAUGAAGGAAUCUUCAGCCUUCAAAAUUCUCUGGCAAAUCCAUAUUCUGUCAUAUAUAUAUAUAUAUAUAUAUAUGUAUUAGUCAAAGAGAUGUCCCCGAAGGAAUUAUUGACCAUGGCUUUGGGUGUGAAGGUUUAAGUAAUGACAGAUUUUUCCUGUAUAACACAUACACACUCUCUUAUUCUCUCUCUACACACACACACACACACUCUUAUGCUCUCUCUACACACACACACACACACACACAUAUCUGAAGACUCAAUAAAAUAUGUCAUUUUGAUAUAUCUGGUAACUGACAGGCUGAAGCGUAACUCCUCCUCUCCAGAACUACCAUUAAGGGUUAACAUCACUAUGAAGACAUUUCACCUUUAGGUUUGUCUUCCUUUUUCCAUGAGUGUAUUUCAGUACAAGGGAUACAAUUAAAAUAUUUUGGUUUUUGUUUUAUCAUCAUGUAAUAUAAGAUUAAAAAAAAAAAAAGAUCUGAAGUGAUCCUUUGAAAGACGUUAAUAAAUGUUUUUACUAUAUACUUUUAUACAUUAUUUUCUUAUCAGACUAGUUACCGAGUAUUUUUAUAUGUUUGUAAGUGAAUAUGCUCUCAUGGCAUAACUGUGUGUAUAUGUAAAGAGGAGUAUUUAAUUCUCUUAGUUUGCUUUUAACUGAAAAUAAAAGAUGAAUGACCAUA
Messenger RNA from Clupea harengus (Atlantic herring), 2972 nucleotides. RefSeq names its product RAS related 2 (gene rras2). The record is from RefSeq and is a predicted model, not a curated record. NCBI's taxonomy places the organism in Eukaryota, Metazoa, Chordata, Actinopteri, Clupeiformes, Clupeidae. Gene Ontology annotation, molecular function: GTPase activity; GTP binding. Gene Ontology annotation, cellular component: membrane. Gene Ontology annotation, biological process: signal transduction.